AUGCCAAACAACACACGACACACAGCCAGACCGACACACGACACACAACCAGACCAACACACGACACACAGCCAGACCGACACACGACACAGUAAGACCAACAAACGACACAGCCAGACCAACACACGACACGCAACCAGACCAACAAACGACACAGCUAGACCAACAAACGACACAGCCAGACCAACAAACAACACAGCCAGACCAACACACGACACGCAACCAGACAAAUACAUGACACAGCCAGACCAACACAUGACACACAGCCAGAUCGACUACGACACGCAGACACACCGACCCACGACACGCAGCCACAUCGACCACGACACGCAAACAGACCGACCCACGACACGCAGCCAGACCAACACACGACACACAGCCAGACCGACACACGACACGCAGCCAGACCAACAAACGACACAGCCAGACCAACACACGAUACGCAACCAGACCAAUACACGACACAGCCAGAUCGACCACGACACGCAGACACACCGACCCACGACACGCAGCCAAACCAACACACGACACGCAGCCAGAUCGACCACGACACGCGGACAGACCGACCCACGACACGCAGCCAGACCAACACACGACACGCAGCCAUACUAUCAUACCUAA
Nematostella vectensis (starlet sea anemone) is the source of this 621-nucleotide messenger RNA. RefSeq names its product salivary glue protein Sgs-3-like. The transcript has a single exon. The record is from RefSeq and is a predicted model, not a curated record. Lineage: Eukaryota; Metazoa; Cnidaria; Anthozoa; Actiniaria; Edwardsiidae. The coding region runs from base 1 to 621 and encodes 206 amino acids.